Molecule: messenger RNA, 2649 nt
Organism: Penicillium canariense
Lineage: Eukaryota; Fungi; Ascomycota; Eurotiomycetes; Eurotiales; Aspergillaceae
Product: reverse transcriptase
Exons: 1
Coding region: 1-2649 (882 amino acids)
Source: RefSeq, a predicted model, not a curated record
AUGGAUCCCCAUCUAUCCAGAACGUUCCAGUCACUCACCCGAAGCAAGAUCCAUGAGCUGGAAAAGCAACGUAACAUCUACGAGUCUCGCAAGGCAGAGACACUGGAAACUGCGUCCAAAUGUCCAACACUCCGAGAACGGGUUGCACAGCUUGUUGUGGGAACGAAAAAGCUGUCCCAAGGCGCCGAGUCCGACAGUGAAAUUGCCAAUAUUGAACAUUGGGUGGAACAAGCUCGAUUUGACGCUUCAAUUCCAUCAGAGAAGCUGGAAGGCUUCGAGACACAUCUGCGUGAUAGGUUGGAUGCGUACAGUCGGAAGUUGAAUCUCGCCGAUUUGUAUUCGCGUCUUCUCACCGAAUGGAUGAAUCCUCGUUCAAAGCAUGAGGAUGUAGCAAAUCAUCCUAGCGAGGACGAAGACUUCGAGAUUGUCGAUGAGCGGCAAAAGGAGAGACUGAAGCAGCUAUGCGACCAGUUCGAGGACAUGGUUUUCAAGCCCUAUGAAACCAGCCCGGCCGAAAUAACUUCGUUUCUGCAGGGACUUUUCCCGGGCGCGGACGGUGUUAAGUCUUUGGAAAGUCUUCGAUCCAAAAUCAGUGUCGAAUCACAAUCAAUUUGGGAUCAAAAGGACCCUUUCACCGUCGAUUCGCUGUCCCGAUGCAUCCGAGGCAUUCGAAAUGAGGAGAUCAUCAGCGAGCAGAAGCAGCAGACACUAAAGCAUUUUUUGGACAAUAAGGUUGCUUUGAAUGAAAUUGCCGAUGUGCUUAACAUGCGAUACGCCGACCUGCGGAACUGGGACUGGCAUGCCGAUAGUGAAGGUGUUCCUGUGCUUCCACGCCAGCAGCUGAACGGCAAAUACCGAAUUUGGAUGGACGAGGACGUUCUAGAAACCAUUUUCGUCGAACACAUUUGCAUACGAAUUUGCCAGAUGCUCAAGAAUACUCUGAAGGGAUUCAUCGAGGACAAGCAGUCGGUGUGGGACGUUCCUAUGAAGCCAAAAAUGACUCGUCAGGACCGGCUACGUCGAAGAUAUUAUUGUGGCGAGCAGCGGAGCGACAGUCUGGAGGCCUGUCGAAAAGCUGAAUUCGAGAAUGAUUUCUUCCUCACGGCACUUCCAGAUGACGAAGGAACUGGUUGGAAUUACGAUGAUGGGGAUGAGCAUAAUCUGGAGCAAAGAAGAAAAAGCGUCAAGCAAAUGUUGCUGAGAAAGGUCGUCACCGAGACCCUCUUGGCACGUCAUCUUCAUGGUGAGGCUGUUGUCAUUCAGUCGGAUUUACGGUGGUACGCAACCUCGAUCCCACACAGCACAGUCUAUACCAUCCUCGAAUUCAUCGGAUUCUCAGAGGAUUGGGUUGAAUUCUUUCGAAAAUACCUCGAGACUCCGUUGAACAUGGACAAAUCCUUCGAGGGACAUGACCAACUCGGGCCUCGCAAACGCAGAAGGGGAAUUCCCAUUGCACAUGCCUCUGAGAAAACCAUUGGCGAAUUGAUCCUCUUCUUCAUGGAUCUUGCGGUCAGACGCGAGACUGGGGUCCUUCUGUAUCGUCUUCAUGAUGAUAUCUGGCUCUCCGGGGAACCCCAGAAGUGCGCGCAAUCGUGGGAGGCGAUGCAGAGGUUCGCAAAUAUUACCGGCCUCACGUUCAACAAAAGUAAGACAGGAUCAGUCUAUCUGAGCAAUUCGAUCGAUCCUGCAAUUGCGUCGAGAUUGCCUAAUGAAUCGGUGAAAAUCGGCUUCUUGAUGUUGGACCCUUCUUCAGGCGACUGGGUUAUCGACCAUUCACAGGUCCAGACCCACAUUAAUCAACUCAAGAGACAAUUGGAUCAGUGCAACAGCUUGCUUUCAUGGAUACGAACCUGGAACAGCUGCAUUGGCAGAUUCUUCAAGAACACUUUUGGGGAGCCCGCAUUCUGCUUCGGGCGGCCACAUAUCGAUGCCAUCCUUACCUCAUAUGAGGAAAUGCACAAAACUAUAUUUGGGACCAAGACUAACAACACCUACUGUGGAGGCACUUUAACUGAAUAUCUCAGAAAUGAGAUUGCUUCUCGCUUCGGCGUGUCUGAUAUUCCGGACGCUUUCUUCUUCCUUCCUGAAAAGUUAGGAGGGCUGGGCGUGAGGAACCCAUUUGUCUCGAUUUUUCCGCUACGCCAGCACCUGCUGAAAUCGGGCCAAGAGCUAGUGGAAACUUUCCUGAGGUUGGAGCUUGCGGAGUACGAUAUGGCAAAAAAGGAGUUUGUGAAGAUGACUCCGAGGCAGCGGGUGAGACGUUUGGGAAACCUGAAAUCUGAAAACUCAUCAGAAGAAGAUGAAAUUGUCUCUUCGGAGGAGAUGCAUACAUUCAUGACCUUCGCAGAGUGGACUCGAUUCCGUGACGAAACGAGUUCCAGUCUGACUGCCUUGUACCGACGACUUAUGGAUACUCCCAGUCACAAUUCACCCUGUACCACGGAGAAAGUUGAAUCCGCCUUGCGGAAAGCCCAAAACAAAUUUGGCCUCCAUUAUAUUGAUGCCGAAUUCAAAUGGAUCUUGUACAUGUAUGCGGAUGAUCUUCUGACAAAGUUCGGUGGAUUGAACCUGGUGGACAAACAGUUCUUGCCCACAGGAGUCUUGGACAUGAUCAAAGAGAAGAAAGUUACGUGGCAGAUGGCUUUAUAA